Molecule: messenger RNA, 1491 nt
Organism: Phytophthora sojae
Lineage: Eukaryota; Oomycota; Peronosporomycetes; Peronosporales; Peronosporaceae
Exons: 7
Coding region: 1-1491 (496 amino acids)
Cellular component (GO): cytoplasm
Molecular function (GO): flavin adenine dinucleotide binding; electron-transferring-flavoprotein dehydrogenase activity; metal ion binding
Source: RefSeq, a predicted model, not a curated record
AUGGGCAAGAAGCGGACUUCGGGGUCGACGCCCACCUUCAGCUCGUUCAGCGUCGUCUCCAACUGUGAGGAUGAGUCUCCGUGGGCUUCGGACGAGCAGCAGCGGUUCCUGCUGGCGCUGGAGCAGUUCGGAGGCGGCCAAUGCUCCAGCGUCACGCAGGCGUGGCAGUCCAUCACAACGGCAGUCGGCACUCGGGACAUCGCGCAGACGUGUACCACGCGCGCACUGUACCUGGUCAUCGACUCUGGCGCCAUCAUCAAGGGCACCAACCUGGCGGUGCUGGCCGAGAACUUCUGGACCGUGCCCGAUAAUGCAGAACAAUACUACCACGCCGUGGGCACGCCGCGCGCCGUCGUGGACGCCGGCUUCACCAAGAAGCUCGUCGUGCAGUACGGCAGCGUCAUCCCGCCGUCGGCCAAAGCCUUCGUCAAGAUCCAGCGGGCCGUCGUGGCGCGCAUCGUGUCCGGCGCCAACGAGGUCGAGUACGCGCCCAUCCACGAGGACGGCGACCUGCUGGCGGGCAAGAGCCUGAGCUACGACUACCUGGUGGUGGCCACGGGCAGCACGUACACGGUGCCCAUCAAGCAGUCGGCCAACAACUUCAAGCCCUCAACCACGGAGGCCAAGCUGGCCAAGAUGCGCGAGCAGGUCAAGGCCGCCAGCAGCGCGCUCAUCGUGGGCGGCGGCGCCGUGGGCGUCGAGGUGGCCGGCGAGAUCAAGGCCAAGUACCCGAGCAAGACCGUGACCAUCCUCGAGGGCAAGGACAAGCUGGUCGCGAGCUACGACGGCGUCAAGGUGGUGCUGGGCGAGCGCCUGACGGAGCGCCUCAACGUAAACUCCUUCGAGAAGCGCACGCUGCGCACGGACAAGGGCACGGAGAUCGAAUCUGACAUCCAGCUGCUAUGCGGCGGCUUUCGCCCCACGAGCGAGCUCAUUCAGAAGCUUGACGCCAGUCUGAUCACGCCCGAGGGCUUCAUCAAGGUCAACAGCAAGCUGCAGCUGGACAGCGCGCAGUACUCCAACAUCUACGCGCUGGGCGACGCGAGCAACAGCCCCGCGCCCAAGCGCAUGUUCUACGCCGGCCUGCAGGGCAAGCACCUGGGCCCCGAGCUGGCGCUGGUGGCGCGCAAGACACAAACCAACGUGAGCAAGCCGUUCCCCAAGGUGGAGGUGGUGGGCACGAUGCUGCCGCUGGGCCCGAACGGCGGCGUCUCGCAGCUGCCCGUCAUGGGCAGCGUGAUCAUGGUCAUCACCAAGCGUCUUCAGAUGAUCAUGCACGCCAAGUCCACUCUGUCAUCAGUGCGUCUGCUGGGCAAGGAGAACUGGGUCAAGAUGGAGAAGCGCCCCAACUGCUUCUACAGCGCGCGCAAGUUCCGACCGUUCUCCAUCAAGCGUCAUUGUCGCUCCUGCGGCGAAAUCGUCUGCUCCAACUGCUACCGGCGGAGAAGGGUGAGCGUGACCUCGACUCUGGAAGUCACGGGAUCGGAUUGA